Molecule: messenger RNA, 3068 nt
Organism: Strongylocentrotus purpuratus (purple sea urchin)
Lineage: Eukaryota; Metazoa; Echinodermata; Echinoidea; Camarodonta; Strongylocentrotidae
Product: sodium- and chloride-dependent neutral and basic amino acid transporter B(0+)
Exons: 13
Coding region: 164-2221 (685 amino acids)
Biological process (GO): sodium ion transmembrane transport
Cellular component (GO): membrane
Source: RefSeq, a predicted model, not a curated record
CUGGAUCAGGCUGUUCGCUCAUUCAAACCAUGAACCACCCAACCGUGCCCCUCUGUUGCCUGUGCAAUGUGUCACGUAUGGUAUGUAAACAGUGAACGUUCCAAUCACUUCUCCUAGUCCGUACUACCAACUAGUUUAUGUUCUCUAGAUCCUCCGAAACUGCAUGCCCAACAACAUGGACGACUCCAGCGGAGAAACGAAAGAUCAACCAAAGUUUGGACAUUUGAAGGAUGCAGGUGGCCGCCGGGAUGAUGUCAAAAGAGAAAACUGGGGCGGUCGUUUUGACUUCGCUCUAUCUUGCCUGGGCUACGCCGUGGGGCUCUCCAAUAUUUGGCGCUUUCCCUACCUGUGCUACAAAAACGGAGGAGGUGCAUUCCUGGUACCUUACUGCACACUGCUCCUCUUCGUGUGUAUACCUCUGAUCGUUCUGGAGUUUGCCAUUGGUCAGUACAGCUCUAGCAACUUUGCCAAGAUAUGGCGAGCAUUACCAAUCAUGAGAGGGAUUGGAUACUGUCAGAUGAUGUCAUUCUUUGUUGCUAACGGCUACUACAAUGUUGUAAUAUCCUAUGCCAUCUACUACUUCUUCGCCUCUUUGACGUCUCACCUGCCAUGGGUUGGGUGUGGUCACAAGUGGAACACGCUCUACUGCAGCGAUCUCUACGACGACUGCCUUAAUCAAGACGGGAUUAUAAUGUCCAAUGGGAGUUGUGCCAACGUGACUCUGCUGUCGGAUGAAGAACUUGCUGGAUACAAUGUCACAGUCUUUAACGACACUUUUCUGGAUUUCAGCAACUAUACGGAUCCUAUAAAGAACAUGCGCGUUCUACCAAGCGAGGAAUACUGGACAAACGAGCUGUUACGGGAGUCGUCCAGCAUCGAGAAACCAGGUGGUGUUGUAUGGCAGCUCGCUCUCUGUAACCUCUUCGUCUGGGUUGCCAUUUUCCUCAUCAUCGCCAAAGGUAUCAAGACUUCUGGCAAGGUGGUGUACUUCACGGCACUGUUCCCGUAUGUAAUGAUGACAGCUCUGCUUAUACGUGCUGUAACACUGGACGGAUACAUGGAUGGAAUUCGCUACUUCGUGAAACCUACAUGGAGUAAGAUUGUACACCCACUGCCUUGGAAGGAUGCAGCUCAACAAGUGUUCUUCUCAUCAGGCGCAGGAGGAGGCGGUCUUUCUACCAUGGCCUCGUUCAACAGGUUCCACAAUACGUUUGUCAGUGAUGCGUUGAUCGUGGCCGUUGGAAACAGUUUGACUAGCCUCUACUGCGGGUUCGCUGUCUUUGCCAUUUUAGGGUACAUGGCAAAGCAGAUUGGAGUUCCAGUACAAGAGGUCGUCAAAGGAGGGUUUGGUCUUGUCUUUGUGGUUUGUCCUGCAGCCUUAGCUAAGUUUCCUGGUGCACCCGUUUGGUCAGCUUUAUUCUUCUUUAUGAUUUUCCUACUAGCACUAGACAGUCAGUUUGUAUGCGUUGAAGCGAUGGUAACUGUCAUUUUGGAUGCGAUGCCGCGGUUAAGAAGAUGGCGGGUCUCAGUAUGUGCAUUCAUCUGUUUUGGAAUAUAUCUCACAAGCUUCUCCUACGUCACGAACGCCGGGCCGUAUUGGGUUGCCCUCAUUGACAGCUACGCCUCUGGCUGGAUCUCAAUGGUUACCGGAAUCGCCAUUCCGAUCUCCUUCACUUGGGUUUAUGGCUUCGACCGCCUUAAGAAUGACAUAAGGGCCAUGCUGGGAAACAAGACUGUGAACCACUGGACAUUCUAUUACUGGAAAAUAUGCUGGAUAGUCGUGACACCGGGUAUACUCGUGGUCAUCCUGAUAUAUAACAUAAGUAAUUGGUCGCUUCCAGAGUACAACGGCCCUUUCCCUGCUUGGUGUCACGUGAUUGGUUGGUUGUUCAUAGCGGGUACGCUAGUCUUCAUACCAGGUGUUCCGAUUUUCGACAUGCUGCGUUCAUCCGGGUCAUUUCGUGAGCGUCUUCGCCGGCUUUGUCGAAUCGAUCCUAGCUGGGGACCCUCCCAGCCCGAGGACCGCCUGCUCGCUUACGGUAUCCACGAGGAGUAUGGGACCACAAUGGGAGGAGUACUCGAUGUCGAUGAUCAGGAGAUGACAGAGAAAAAUGGCAAUAUCGACUUCGACUUAAAACCUUUCGAGACUGAUGUGAGCAGUAACCGCAAUCAUGGCAAUGGAAAUCACGAUAAUAGGCAGUAUGGUCGGUUAGAUCAAUAGGUUUUGUGUUCUUGAUAAUGACAAUGGCAGAUCUCUCUCUCUUUCUCUUCUCUUCUUCUCCCCUUCUCCCCCUCUCCCCACCUCCUACCCCUUCUCUCCCUGUCUCUCUGUUGGUCUCUUUCUCUCGCUCCCCUUUCCCCCUCCUGUCUGAUUUUGGAGCCGAGAUUAAAAUGCGACUUUUAUUUUCCAACACCAUUUUCACGUUUUUAACAAUAUUAUAUCAGGCAAUUUAUUUUAAUUGGUGAAAGGAAUUCGCCGUGAUUACGUUUCUGAAACGCCUUAUGAAUAGAUUUUAUGUUUGGUUUUCAGUUAAAAUAACUUAUGAUAAGUAAAUUAACAGGGAAAUCGCGUAUAUAUUAUGAUACUGUAAAGAUUAUAAUAAUUGUAUUCGUUGAAAAUCGCUAUCGUACAGCUUUAAAUGAUUGCUUUCGGAAUUGUCUUAUGGUGACCCAUAACUAAAACUUUUGAAAUAACUUGUAUGUUCUUGAAAGGUAUUCUUUUAUUGUAAAAACGCUUAUUAUUGUAUAUUGCUUUUUAGAACGCCUUAUGAAUAGAUUGUUAUGUUUUUUCAGUUAAAUAACUGAUGAUAAGUAAAUUAACAAGAAAUCGCGUAUAUAUUAUGAUAUUGUAAAUAUCAUCAUUAUUGUUUUCGUUUAAAAUCGUACAGCUAUAAAUGAUUGCUUUCGAAAUUGUCUUAUGGUGACCCAUAACGAACCUUUUCAAAUAACUUGUAUGUUCGUGAAAGUUAUUCUUCUAUUGUAAAAACGCUUAUCAUUGUAUAUGCGUUUUUGGUCUCGUUAAAAUUAAUUUCUAAUAAAACUUAAAACGGAUUAGUUGCAACAAAAAA